Molecule: messenger RNA, 3586 nt
Organism: Pistacia vera
Lineage: Eukaryota; Viridiplantae; Streptophyta; Magnoliopsida; Sapindales; Anacardiaceae
Exons: 8
Coding region: 400-3246 (948 amino acids)
Source: RefSeq, a predicted model, not a curated record
AUAAAAAUUUGGCCUGAGCAUUUUCAGUGCUUCAAGAAUGUUGAAUUCUUAUGCUUAGACAAAUUGGAGGGUAUCAAGAAUGAUGUUUAUGAAUUACACAAGGAGGGUUUUUCACAAUUGAAACAUCUCCAUGUCCAUAAUAAUUCUAACAUCAUGUGCAUUGUUGACUCAACAAGUUGCAUACCUUCUGUUGCCUUCCCCCUCUUGGAGUCUUUUAUUCUUUUCAAUUUGAUUAACUUUUAAAUUAUAUGUUAUGGUCAACCCACAACAAAGUCUUUCUACAACUUAAAAGUUAUAGAAGUGCUAAGUUGUGCUAAAUUGUUAAUUAUCUUCUCAUUCUCCAAUGCCAGCAAAAGCCUUCCACAACUUCAAAGAAUUAGGGUGUAAGACUGCGAGAAUAUGAAUGUGAUUUUUGCUGUUGAAAGAGAAGACAUAGUAAACAAGAAUGAAGUGUUUGAUAAGAUUGAAUUCUUUCAAUUACGCUUCUUGACUUUGUUUAAUCUUCCAAGUAUUGCAAGCUUCUACUCAGUAGCAAAUACACCUUCAACAUUGCAAACCAGACAGGUGGAAUCAUCAAUUAAUUUGCAGUCCAAUGAAAUCUAUUCUGAGGAUGAGCUAGUUGAUACUGUCACACCAAUUUUUAACAAAAAGGUUGUUUUCCCUAGUUUGGAGGCCUUAAGUCUUGGAGCAAUCAAUUCUGAAAAGAUAUGGGACAACCAACUUCCGACAAUAUCUUGUGGCUAUCAAAAUUUGAAAAGAUUGAUUGUGCGUGGCUGUCAAAAACUAAAAUAUGUAUUUCCAUCUCCGAUAAUCAAAAGCUUUGAGCAGCUUCAACACCUUGAGAUAAGGUAUUGUAAGGAAUUAAAGGAGAUUGUUGCCAAAGAAGAGGGAGCAGAAGCAAAUGCUAUAUUUAUCUUUCCCCAAGUAGCCUUCCUAAAACUUAAAGACUUGCCAGAACUUACAACUUUCUACCCUAGUAAACACACUUCAGAAUGGCCAAUGUUAAAGAAGAUGGAGGUGUGUAAUUGUCAUAGACUGCACAUAUUCACUUCAGAAUAUAAGGUUAUUGUCCCCAAUUUGGAGGCCAUAGAACUGCAUUCAGUUAAUUCUGAAAUCAUAUGGGAUAGUCAACUAGCGACAAUAUCUCAUUGCUAUCAAAACUUGGAACGCUUGAUUGUGGUUGGAUGUGAAAAACUAAAAUUUGUAUUUUCAUCUUCUGUGGCACGCUUUGAGCGGCUUGAACACCUUGAGGUACGCAAUUGUAGGGUUUUAAAGGAGAUUAUUCGAAAAGGAGCAGAAGCAACUCCUACAUUUAUCUUUCCACGAGUAACCUUCCUACAACUCGAAGACUUACCAGAACUCGCAAAUUUUUAUCCUGGAGUUCAUACUUCUGAAUGGCCACAGUUAAAGAAGUUGGUGGUGUGUAAUUGUGACAAAAUAAAAAUAUUCACUUCAGAAUAUAUGAGCUUCCAUGAAAACAAUAAGGGUCAACUUGAUAUUUGGGAGCAACAAGCCCUCUUCUUGGUCCAAAAUAUUAACUCCAAUUUGGAGGAAUUAACAUUAAGCAGAUUGGACGACAUGGUAACAUUGCAGCAGCAGUUUCCAGAAAACUUCUUCAGCAGAAGUGCAGUACUUAGAAUAGUAACAGAAAAUGAGAUCAAAGACGAUAGAUCUACAAAUAUUCCGGUUGGCAUCCUUCAAAGAUUGAAUAAUUUGGAAAAACUCGCACUGAGAGGAGGUUCGUACAAGGAAAUAUUCACAUGUGGAGAGGAUGAGAAACGUAUGGAGACAUUGGUACAAAUAAAAAGUUUGGAGUUGAGCAAUCUUUCUGAUGUGAAAUACUUGUGGAGGAAUGACUUCAAACUAGACGUUGUUCUUCAAAAUCUUGAAGUUCUAGUAAUAUUUAACUGUGACAGAAUGAUAAAUGUGCUACCAUCCUCGGCAUCUUUCCAAAAUUUAGCAGUUUUGAGAGUAAGUUUCUGCGCAGGAUUGAUAAACAUAGUCACGUCAUCCCUAGCAAAACAAUUAGUACAGUUGAGAGAAAUGGAAAUAAAAUAUUGCAGAUUGAUGAUAGAAAUAGUAUCGAAUGAGAAGGAUGUGAUAGUAGAAGAUGAAAUUGUUUUCAACAAAUUGAAGAGGUUGUCACUAAGCCAUUUAGAGUGUCUCACAUGCUUCUACCCUGGGAAAUACACAUUGAACUUCCCAUCUUUGAAAGAAUUAAUUGUGCAUGAUUGUCCCAAGAUGAAGUCUUUCUCUGGAGGAAUCUUAAACACACCAAGUUUAUUGAAAGUUCAACAAAAAGAGUGGGAUAAAUAUGAAUGGUGUUGGAAAGGUGACGUUAAUACAACUAUACAACAUAUGUACAAAGGAGAGGUUAACUCCAAUUCGGAAUUGAUCACGCUAAGUGGAGAGGUCAUCACAUCUAAAUGGCAAGACCAGUUUCCAGAACAUCAGUUUUCCAAAGUGAAAGUUCUUCAGAUCAUUAAGGAUGAUUCAACACACUUUUCAAUGGAUGUCCUUGAGAGAUUUAACAGUCUUGAAAAAAUGAUACUAACAUUGUGUUCAUACAAAGAGAUUUUUUCAUGUGGAGAAGAUGAGAAAUGUGCUGGGAUGCUCACACAGAUAAAACAACUGGAGCUAUUUGGACUUUUUAAUUUGAAGGACAUUUGGAAACAAGACUCUCAUAUGGACUCAAGUAUUCAAAAUCUUGAAAUGCUACAUGUUGAUCGUUGCCACACUUUGAUUAAUCUAGUGCCAUCUUCAACAACCUUUGAGAAUCUAAGAACACUGUGGGUACAGUGUUGCGAUGGAUUGAUAAACUUAGUAUCAUCUUCAAUAGCCAAAAGUCUGGUGCGACUCAAAGAAAUGUCAAUAUGCCAUUGUAGACUGAUGACAGAAGUAGUAUCAAAUGAGGGAGAUACAGAAAACAAUGAAAUUAUUUUUGACAAAUUGGAGUCAUUGUUACUUUAUAAUUUAAAAAGUCUCACAAGUUUCUGCUAUGGGAAUUACACGUUCAAAUUCCCAUUUUUGGAAUACUUAGAUGUGAAAGAAUGCCCCAAUAUGAACACAUUCUCUCGAGGAGUCUUAAGCACACCAAUCUUAGACGAAGGAGAGGAGGUUUGGUAUGACAAUGAAAACUGUUGGGAGGGUGACCUUAAUACUACUAUACAACAUCUUCACAGGAAAGUGUAUAUUCAGAGUUCUGAAAAGAAUUCGGGUCAAACUUCGAUAAAAUCUCCAGAAUAAGGGCUCUUUAUUCUUCUUGUAUGUAGCUUGUGAGACAUUAUUUCGGCUCAAGUUCCGUGUGUUGAGGUAGGUCAGAAACUUCCAGGCAGCUCUUCCAAUAGUGCUUGAACAACAGAAAUGUAUUCUCCUGUCCAAAACACAAAGAAGGCUUAUGGAGAGAAUAAUCCCAAAAGACAUAAAAACUGCAGUUUCGGGUUUACCCACAAUUGACUGCCUUACAAUCCUUGGAUUUCAAUCUCCACCGUUCAGAAGUAGAGUGUGUCUCAUGAACAACAUGUCCAAAAAUCAGAAACGAUCGGACGGCAAACGAGCUCCAGAUCACGAUUUGAUGAUACACUGU